Amborella trichopoda is the source of this 1134-nucleotide messenger RNA. Lineage: Eukaryota; Viridiplantae; Streptophyta; Magnoliopsida; Amborellales; Amborellaceae. The record is from RefSeq and is a predicted model, not a curated record.
AGCCACAUAUUCUGACCUCAACCAAAACACAAAAGCAAGUCAGCCGUUAUCUUUUCAACUGAGCAAAACAUUACAAUGUAUAUGGUUCGCUAUUCUGCGCCGUAUAUUCACUCCUUAAAACCUACUCAAACUCCUAAUAUUAUAACCUCCCAAUAUGUGUAUAUAUAUAUGGCCCAAUCGUGCAGUCCAUUAACCAUCCAAAAAUCCAUACCCAAACCAAAACGAACCAAUUGUCCCUCGUUACUCGAUUCAUUCGACUGAGAAGGACCUGAGAUGGCGAAUCCGUGUUGUGUUUCGAAAAUGGUGCUCAUGGCCCUCCUUGUGGCUGCAAUGGGAAUUCAUGCUGGGGUGACCUCGAACGGGAAUAGCACAAGCCCAGUGGGAGUAGGAGCUUUCCUUGAUCCACAAAACAUGGCUAGGGCAGAGGUGGGCGUGGCCCCCUUGGUUUGGGAACCCAGGCUCGCCGAGUUUGCCCGCGGCUAUGCUAGACAACGUCGAACUGAUUGCGCUCUGAUGCAUUCCGAGGGGCCACUUGGAGAAAACAUGUUUUGGGGGAGUGGCAGAAAUUGGGACAUCACUGAUAUUGUCGCCGCAUGGGUAACUCAAAAGCAAUAUUACGACCACAACCUCAAUGUUUGCAAUGGACCUGACUGCACCCACUACACUCAGAUCGUGUGGAGGAACACCGAAAGAGUCGGCUGUGCCAAGAUUAUAUGCGAUAGCGGAGACACGCUUGCUGUCUGCGAGUACUCUCCUCCGGGCAACUACAUCAACUCUAGGCCCUACUAAGAUUAAUUGGCCCUAGAUGGAGCCCACAUUGCUACUUCUUCGGAUGUCUAUAUUCCUCAAUCCCCAUUUGUACCUAGUAAAAUUUUCUAUUAACAAAUAAGAUUGAUAAAUCAUUUCAUGUAGCACCUUCUAACUACUGAAAUUGCCUUUGUUUACAUCUUUGUUUGAGUAGAGAUUAGCUACUUUCAUAAAGACAAACUUAUAUAAAUCCCUCUAUCUAACAGAUCAUUUUGAAUGGACGGUUGAGAUGACCCCAAUCGCAAUAUCACAUCUCUCUACUAUUUUUUUUUUUUUUUACAAAAUAUUUUGGCACCAAAUUUUGGACGUCCACUACUCUCUUAAACU